Molecule: messenger RNA, 951 nt
Organism: Pyrenophora tritici-repentis Pt-1C-BFP
Lineage: Eukaryota; Fungi; Ascomycota; Dothideomycetes; Pleosporales; Pleosporaceae
Product: t-SNARE complex subunit, syntaxin
Biological process (GO): vesicle fusion; intracellular protein transport; exocytosis
Cellular component (GO): plasma membrane; SNARE complex; endomembrane system
Molecular function (GO): SNAP receptor activity; SNARE binding
Source: RefSeq, a predicted model, not a curated record
AUGGCUGCCACCGACGAACAGUACGGAAACAGGGGAUACGGCCAGAUUGGCUCUUCUGGAGGCAACCCCUAUGAUGCGCGCGAAAACUACGCACAGGGUGGAUACGACGACCGCGACGUAGAGAUGCAAGCUUACAACAACGGCGGUGCUGCCGCGAACCCCAACGCCAUCCUUGACGAGUGUCGCGAGGUUGACCGCGCCCUCGACGACCUCGAUGGCCAGCUCGCCAACCUUGACCGCGUCUUCAGGCAGUCACUGGCUCGCCCUGACAUGCCCUCGGGCGAGAUCAACAACCUCAGCUCACAGAUCAUGAGCAACUACCGCGGCCUCGUCACACGCGUCAAGAACAUCAAAUCAAAGCCCGACUCUGGCCACCCCAGGAACGCUCCCCAAGUCGGCAAGGUCGACCGGAGGCUGAAGGCUACCAUCAACAAGUACCAAACACUCGAGUCGGACUUUAGGCGGGAUUCACAGGCUGCGGCUGAGCGUCAAUACCGUAUUGUGCGCCCGGAUGCUACCGAGCAAGAAGUUCGCGACGCUGUUUCCGACCCUGAUGCGCCAAUCUUCCAGCAAGCUCUCCUCAACUCUGACCGCCGUGGCCAAGCCUCAUCAACCCUGCGCAACGUCAAGGAGCGACACGAAGCCAUUCAAAACAUAGAACGUCAGAUGGUGGAGCUUGCCCAACUAUUCCAAGACCUCGACCAGAUUGUCCAGGAGCAAGAGCCGCUUGUCGCCAACAUCGAGCAAAAGGGCGAGGAGAUCCAAGACAACGUCAAGGCUGCCAACGUGGAAAUCGAUGGUGCUAUCGUCAAGGCUCGCAGCCGCAACCGCAAGAAGUGGUGGUGCCUCCUCGUUUUGCUGCUCAUCAUCAUUGUUGUUGUCAUUAUCGCCGUUGUUGUCACACAAAGCAAGGCCGAAUUGCAGUACCGGCUGAUUGGUGGUAUCACGUAG